AUGUCACAAACAGAAGUUGAGUUACAGCUGCAAAGGCUUGAAGCGUCCAAUAUCUCCACCUCUUCGGCAGGACACGAUCACAAUAUGCACGACCCAGACGCGGCUGGUGCACAUGACGCGGAAGAAGAGGAGGAAGAAAUGAACGGACCUUUACUUAUUGAGCAACUUGAAGGUAAUGGUAUUACUACAUCUGAUAUCAAGAAGUUGAAGGCUGAAGGGUUUCAUACUAUCGAGUCGAUCGCAUAUACCCCCAAGAGACAGUUGAUCACGGUCAAAGGUAUCAGUGAGGCCAAGGCAGAAAAGAUUUCUAACGAGGCGGCAAAAUUGGUGCCCUUGGGGUUCACAACCGCGUCUGAAUUUCACUCGAGGAGAUCAGAGUUGAUUUGUUUGACUACUGGGUCCAAGCAGUUGGACACGUUGUUGGGAGGUGGUAUCGAAACGGGAUCAAUCACUGAAGUUUUUGGUGAAUUUAGAACUGGUAAAUCACAAUUGUGUCAUACAUUGGCAGUCACUUGCCAGCUUCCGAUAGACAUGGGUGGUGGUGAAGGAAAGUGUCUCUACAUUGAUACUGAAGGAACUUUCCGACCAAAUAGAUUAGUCUCCAUUGCUGAAAGGUACGGGCUCAGUCCUAAUGAUUGCUUGGAUAAUGUUGCGUACGCUAGAGCUUACAACGCAGAACAUCAGUUAAACUUGUUGCAUUUAGCAGCACAAAUGAUGGCAGAACUGAGAUUUUCAUUGUUGAUUGUUGAUUCCAUCAUGUCGUUAUACCGUACUGAUUAUGCUGGUAGAGGUGAGUUAAGUGCACGUCAAACAUCAGUGGCAAAGUUUAUGAGAACAUUGCAAAGAUUGGCUGAUGAGUUUGGUAUUGCUGUUGUUAUUACUAAUCAAGUUGUUGCUCAAGUCGAUGGUAUGUCGGGAAUGUAUAAUCCUGACCCGAAAAAACCCAUUGGUGGAAACAUUAUUGCCCAUGCUUCAACAACUAGAUUGUCAUUGAAAAAGGGGAGAGGUGAGCAAAGAAUUUGCAAGAUUUAUGAUUCACCUUGCUUACCAGAAAGUGAUUGUGUGUUUGCAAUUUAUGAGGAUGGAAUUGGUGAUCCAAAGGUUGAAGAUGAUGAGUAG
This is a messenger RNA of Lodderomyces theae, 1119 nucleotides long. It is a transcript of the gene RAD51, whose product is annotated as recombinase. The coding region runs from base 1 to 1119 and encodes 372 amino acids. Lineage: Eukaryota; Fungi; Ascomycota; Pichiomycetes; Serinales; Debaryomycetaceae. The record is from RefSeq and is a predicted model, not a curated record. Gene Ontology annotation, biological process: DNA strand invasion; mitotic recombination; double-strand break repair via homologous recombination. Gene Ontology annotation, molecular function: ATP hydrolysis activity; DNA strand exchange activity; ATP-dependent DNA damage sensor activity. The transcript has a single exon. Gene Ontology annotation, cellular component: condensed nuclear chromosome.